Lodderomyces oxycetoniae is the source of this 519-nucleotide messenger RNA. Its product is annotated as RNA-binding protein. Gene Ontology annotation, biological process: tRNA 5'-leader removal. Gene Ontology annotation, cellular component: ribonuclease MRP complex; nucleolus; multimeric ribonuclease P complex. The record is from RefSeq and is a predicted model, not a curated record. The transcript has a single exon. Gene Ontology annotation, molecular function: ribonuclease P RNA binding; ribonuclease P activity. The coding region runs from base 1 to 519 and encodes 172 amino acids. Lineage: Eukaryota; Fungi; Ascomycota; Pichiomycetes; Serinales; Debaryomycetaceae.
AUGGUUAGAGUCAAGCAUCGAUAUAUAUUGUUUGAUAUACUAUAUCCGCCUUCGAUAUCGUCGAAUGAGCAAGAACUGUACGAUUUUACCUCUUCACAGCAGCGUUCCCUCUUAACGCUACAUCAGUCGUCAUCGCCUGAAAUAACGCAAAAGACUAUUCUUCAAGGUAUACGCAAAUCCUUAUAUGUCCAUUUUGGGGACAUAGGCUCGGGAUCUGCUGGGAUGCUUAUGUCGGUGCGGUAUUUUUCAAACACAACCUCUACGGGGAUAAUACGUUGCGAUCGAGAUCAAGUUUCAACGAUAGUUGCUGCCAUGAGUUUGAUAACACGACUAAAUGCGAAUGAACCUGACGUGAUUAUGAGGUGUUUGCAUAUUAGUGGUACUAUAAAGAAAUGUGAAGAAUUUAGUAUACGUAGUUCUCGUGAAUUGAUGAAUAAGUUGGGUCAAGCUAGAGCGAAAGAGAUGAAUGAUUUUUUGCAAGAAGUGGGCGAAUUGAGUGAAGAUGAAGAGGAAGAAUAG